Cryptomeria japonica (Japanese cedar) is the source of this 612-nucleotide messenger RNA. RefSeq names its product pentatricopeptide repeat-containing protein At2g13600-like. Lineage: Eukaryota; Viridiplantae; Streptophyta; Pinopsida; Cupressales; Cupressaceae. The coding region runs from base 1 to 612 and encodes 203 amino acids. Gene Ontology annotation, biological process: RNA modification. The transcript has a single exon. Gene Ontology annotation, molecular function: RNA binding; protein binding. The record is from RefSeq and is a predicted model, not a curated record.
AUGGCUCAUACCCAUAUGAUAAAAGCUGGAUUUGAGCUACCAAUCUCUACAUUGAAUUGCCUCAUUGAUAUGUAUGCUAAAUGUGGAAAUUUGGACGAUGCACGCAAAGUGUUUGACAAAAUGCGCAAACGAAAUAUAUUUUAUUGGAACAUUAUGAUUUCAAGUUAUGCCAAAAGAGGUGGUAUGGAUUUUGCACGCAAAUUGUUUGACGAAAUGACAGACAGAGAUUGUAUCUCCUGGAAUGCUAUAAUUUCAGGCUAUGUAACAAAUGAGAAUGCCGAGGAAGCGCUCAAGCUUUUUCAGCGGAUGCAUAAAGAAAGUAGAAUGAUGACGGAGUUUAGUUUCGCUAACGUUGUUGAUGCCUGUGUUGAUAUUUUGGGGUUAGAACAGGGUAGGCAGGUUCAUGGAUGCAUUAUCAAGUAUGGAUUGAUUUCAAAUAUAAUUUUACAAAAUGCUCUGGUUGAUAUGUAUGCAAAAUGUGGGAAUUUGGAGUAUGCCCGUCAAGUGUUUGACGAAAUGCGUGAACAAGAUUUGGUUUCAUGGACGGCUAUGAUUGCAGGAUAUGCGCGUCAAGGCGUGGGAAGGAAGCUUUAUGUAUGUUCAGUGAAAUGA